This is a messenger RNA of Episyrphus balteatus (marmalade hoverfly), 1709 nucleotides long. RefSeq names its product acyl-CoA Delta-9 desaturase-like. Gene Ontology annotation, cellular component: endoplasmic reticulum membrane. The transcript has 5 exons. The coding region runs from base 187 to 1332 and encodes 381 amino acids. Gene Ontology annotation, biological process: unsaturated fatty acid biosynthetic process. The record is from RefSeq and is a predicted model, not a curated record. NCBI's taxonomy places the organism in Eukaryota, Metazoa, Arthropoda, Insecta, Diptera, Syrphidae. Gene Ontology annotation, molecular function: stearoyl-CoA 9-desaturase activity; iron ion binding.
AAGCAAAUCUAGUCAGUCAAGUUUUUUCUGCACUGACCGGCUUAAUAGACACCUCAGUGCCUCUCAAGCCAUCACACAAACGUUCUUUCACCCGACCGACACACCGGCUAAAUAAGAAAAGAAAUCAAUUUUAGUGCGCGGCGAAACCUUCAGUGUUCUACACGUUAUACAAAAGAAUCUGCAAAUAUGCCACCAAACGCUACUUCAGCAACACAACAAGAAAACAUUCCCACAACAUGUGCCGAAGCAUCAUCAACUGAGAAUUUGAAGGCUGAUGGAACCCCAGAAACUACUGGAGUUUUAUUCGAAUGCGAUGCCGAAACUGUUGAUGGUGGAUUAGCCAAGGAUAUUGUUAGUUUGAAAAAAGCUGAAAAGCGAAAGCUUAAACUUGUAUGGAGAAAUAUUUUGGCUUUUGGUUACUUGCAUUUGGCUGCAGUUUAUGGAUUGUGGUUGAUGUUGACAUCAGCUAAAUGGGCUACAAUUGGAUUUGUUGUUGUGCUUUACUUCAUUUCUGUACUUGGAAUCACAGCUGGUGCCCAUCGUCUAUGGGCCCAUCGUUCAUACAAAGCUAAAUGGCCACUACGUUUGAUUUUGAUCAUCUUCAACACAAUUGCCUUCCAAGAUGCCGCUUAUCAUUGGGCACGUGAUCAUCGUGUGCACCAUAAAUUCUCAGAAACUGAUGCUGAUCCACAUAAUGCUACUCGAGGAUUCUUCUUCUCCCAUGUCGGUUGGUUGUUGUGCAAGAAACAUCCCGAUGUUAAGGCUAAGGGAAAGGGACUUGAUCUAUCUGAUUUGAAAGCUGAUCCUAUUCUAAUGUUCCAAAAGAACCAUUACAUGAAACUCAUGCCAGUCGCCUGCUUUAUCCUGCCAACUUUGAUCCCAAUGUUCUUCUGGAAUGAGAGUUUCCUCAACUCCUGGUUUGUUGCCACCAUGUUCCGUUGGUGCAUUUUGUUGAAUGUCACAUGGUGCGUGAACAGUGCAGCUCAUGCUUUCGGCUACAAGUCUUAUGAUGCUUCAAUCAAUCCAUCUGAAAAUGUAGGAGUUGCAAUCUUUGCUUUGGGCGAAGGAUGGCACAACUAUCAUCAUGUCUUCCCAUGGGAUUACAAAACAGCUGAAUGGGGCAACUACUCCAUGAAUAUUACCACUGCCUUUAUUGAUUUCUUUGCUAAAAUCGGCUGGGCUUACGAUUUGAAGACUGUUUCCAAGGAAGUUAUUGAAAGGCGUGUCAAGAGAACUGGUGAUGGAUCACAUCCAACAUGGGGUUAUGGUGAUAAGGAUAUCACCAAGACCGAAGCUGAAGCUAUUUUGAUUAAAAAUCAAAAACAAGAAUAAGCUUAGAAAUAAAAUGUGAGACUUAACCAAUUUACCCUGAUGAUAUCGAACAAUUUCAAAAAAAAAUGCUUAGCUGCCACAACAAAUCUUUCUCAAGACAUCACGCUCGAGCAGGACAAAUUGCGUUGGCACUUUGUUCAAAAUUUAUUUUAAGCAUUGUUUUUGUUUCUGAGAAAAAUAAUAUAUAGUCAUAAUAAUGUAGGUUUAAAAAAAAAACAAAGAAGAUGAUAUUUAUUUAAAAAAAAAAAAAAACAAAAAGAAUAGGCUUAAGUGAGGUUACGAAGAAGGAAGUAUUGAAAAAAAAACUUGUAAUUAUAAAAUAUAAAAUAUAUUAUAUGCAUGAAUUUUUAUUAUAAAUGAACUUUUAUAAAACAAAA